Danio aesculapii is the source of this 5190-nucleotide messenger RNA. It is a transcript of the gene cpda, whose product is annotated as carboxypeptidase D, a. The record is from RefSeq and is a predicted model, not a curated record. Gene Ontology annotation, molecular function: zinc ion binding; metallocarboxypeptidase activity. The transcript is spliced from 21 exons. Bases 108 to 4130 code for a protein of 1340 amino acids. NCBI's taxonomy places the organism in Eukaryota, Metazoa, Chordata, Actinopteri, Cypriniformes, Danionidae. Gene Ontology annotation, biological process: proteolysis.
GCAGGAAGUUCCUACUAAAAAUACCCCGACGUCAGGCUAAAGAAAGAACCCGACCCCGGCGGACAGAUUUUAGGAUUUCAUGAGGACGUCAAGGUGCCUUCGGAAACAUGUCGGGACAGAGGGCAAGAGACCUGUGUUCAGCGAUUAAACGCCCGCUGCUGUUUUUAUCUCUGCUCGUUGUUUAUAUCAGCUCCAUCAACUCAGUUUCCGCAGGCGAGCUGAAGGCAGAGACUUACAACAAAUACUACAAUUACAACGAACUUACCGAGCUUCUCAAAAGUCUCGCCCUUAAACACUCCAGCAUCGCCAAUCUCACCAGCAUCGGCAGGUCCGUUGAAGGCAGAGAGCUGUGGGUGAUGAGAGUCACCAAAGACCUCACUGCUGCUAAUGGAGCAGGAAAACCCAAAUUCAAGUAUGUGGGCAACAUGCACGGAGACGAGACCGUGUCCCGACAGGUGUUGGUUUACCUGCUGGAGGACCUACUGGAGAAGUACGGGGAGGAUCCGCGGGUCACGGAGCUCGUCAACACCACCGAUAUUUACAUCCUGCCGAGUAUGAAUCCUGACGGCUUUGAGAAGUCCGUGGAGGGGGAUUGUUUGGGCAAAGACGAGGGUCGGUAUAAUGCCAAAAACAUCGACCUGAACAGAAGUUUCCCAGAUCAAUUUGAGGAAAUACACGUGAAUGCAGAAGACAUCCCUGAAGCUACUGCUGUCAUGAAGUGGAUCCUGGAGAACAAGUUUGUUCUCUCUGGGAAUCUGCAUGGUGGGACGGUAGUGGCCAGUUAUCCUUAUGAUGACUCUGCAGCUCAUGCUUCUGAAGGCACCUAUAGCAGAUCUCCCGAUGAUGCCCUCUUCAGGCACUUGGCGCUUGUUUACGCAGAGAAUAAUCCGGUUAUGAAAACCGGGCAGCCAAAGUGUAAGGAUAGCAUAAACGAAUCCUUCCCGGGUGGCAUCACAAAUGGAGCAAAGUGGUACGACGUACCAGGGGGUAUGCAGGAUUUCAAUUACCUGAAGGGGAACUGUUUGGAAAUCACCAUGGAGCUUAGCUGCUGCAAAUAUCCAUCCUCAUCCGAGCUCAAGACCGAAUGGGAAAACAAUCGUGACGCCCUACUGGCCUACAUGGAGCAGAUUCAUAUUGGAAUACGUGGCUUUGUAAGGGCUGCCAGGAAUGAAGCUCCUAUCGCUGAUGCUGUGAUUAUGGUUGCGGACAUUAAACACAAUGUGAGCACCUCACGUUUUGGAGACUACUAUCGUCUGCUGCUGCCCGGCACCUACACCAUCACCGUGGUAGCACCGGGCUACGUUCCUAUGACUGUAGCUGGGGUGGAGGUAAAAGAGGGAAAAGCAACUGUGCUGAAUAUCACCCUUGUGUCUGAGAAUGACGAAAGUUCCACCGCCGCCCCAAAGCCAGAGUCCUCCACCGAAACCUCUGCCAGCAGCUCCAACAGUGGCAGCACAGACAACAACAGCAACUCUGGUGCCAGCGACAAAGCAGCAGAUCUCACAGUUCAGCCUCAGGACUUCCGGCAUCACCACAACAGCGACAUGGAGCUUUUCCUGAAGAAAUUCAGCUCUGAGUACAGCUCAAUCACACACCUCUAUACCAUUGGGAGAUCUGUGCAGAAUCAUCUUCUGUGGGUCAUGGAGAUCUCCGACAAUCCUGGUGUCCACGAGUUAGGUGAACCGGAGUUUAAGUAUAUUGGUAACAUGCAUGGUAAUGAAGUGGUUGGUCGUGAAUUGCUCCUCAACCUCAUUGAGUACCUGUGUCGCAACUAUGGCACUGACCCAGAGGUCACCCAGCUCGUCGACACCACACGGAUUCACAUCAUGCCUUCAAUGAACCCUGAUGGUUAUAAAGUGUCCCAAGAGGGAGAUAUCGAAGGCAUACAGGGCCGCAACAACAGUAACAACUACGACCUGAACCGUAACUUUCCUGACCGGUUCAAACUGAUCACAGAUCCCCUCCAGCCAGAGACCAAGGCUGUGAUGACCUGGUCAAAUAACCACUCAUUUGUUUUGUCUGCCAACCUUCAUGGAGGCUCUCUGGUGGUGAAUUAUCCAUUUGACGAUAAUUUGGAGAACGUUAUCGGAUACAGCAAGUCCUCAGACGAUGCUGUGUUCAAGAUGGUGGCUCUCGCUUACUCUCGGGAAAACUCUCAAAUGUAUGAAGGUCACCCCUGUAAGGAAAUGAGUUCAUACCAGGAAUCUUUUCAAAAUGGCAUCACCAAUGGCGCAGCAUGGUACAAUGUCCACGGAGGAAUGCAGGACUGGAACUACAUGAACACAAACUGCUUUGAGGUGACUAUUGAACUGGGCUGUUACAAAUACCCACCAGCCAAGGAUCUGCCAAAAUACUGGGAACAAAACCGCAGAUCACUUCUGCAGUUCAUCCAUCAGGUCCACCGUGGAGUAAAAGGAAUGGUAAUCGACAGCAAAGAUGGAUCUGGCAUUCCUAAUGCUACCAUCACUGUGGACUCCAUUCAUCACCAAAUCACAUCCAGUGGUUUAGGGGACUACUGGCGCUUACUUGUUCCAGGAAAAUACAGGCUGACCGCCUCUGCCCAAGGUUACUCGUCAGCAAGUUCUUCGGUCACCGUGCCUGAGGAAGGAUUGGAGAUUGUUAAUUUCACACUGACCCGGAUUCCCACAACCCCAGGUUUGGAUCCAAGUGUGAAGGAGUUUCAGGCCCUCAUCAAGCAGCUGUCAACCGAAUCCGGUCUGGACAAACUGGUCCAGGACACUGCAACUGAGAGCAGCUUCCGGUACCGGCAGUACAGCGAGGUUUCCGAGUUUCUGCGUGGACUGGCACUCAACUUCCCAGAGAUUGUCUCUGUCCGCAGUCUUGGUCAGAGUGUGGAGAUCAGGAAUAUCUGGGCUCUGGAGAUCUCCAACAAUCCUGAAGUCCCAGAGCCGUCAGAGCCCAAGAUCCGGUUUGUAGCAGGUAUCCAUGGACACGCACCAGUGGGCACAGAGCUGCUUCUGGAGUUUGCUGAAAGUCUCUGUGUAAACUACGGCAAGAAUGCAGCCAUCACCAGGCUCAUAAAUGAGACAAGAAUUGUUAUCCUGCCAAGCAUCAACCCAGAUGGACGUGAGCUGGCGAAGGAAAGAGACUGCACUUCCACUGUUGGCAUGACCAAUGUGCAUGGCAAAGACCUCGACACUGACUUCGUUGUAGGUAAUGCAUCUCAGCGAGCUUCAGAACCCCAGCCAGAGACACGCGCUGUGAUGGAUCUGAUUCAGGAAAGAGGAUUUACUCUCUCUGUGGCUCUGGAUGGAGGCUUAUUUUUGGUCACGUAUCCAUAUGACAAACCAGUGCAAACUGUUGAAAAUGAUGACACGCUGAGAUAUCUGGCCACUGUUUAUGCUGACCACCAUACCACAAUGCACUUGGGUAACACUGGAUGUCCGAACAGAGGCCAGAGCAACAUCCCUGGUGGUGUCCUUCGAGCAGCAGCGUGGCAGAGUCACAUGGGCAGCAUGAAGGACUUCAGUGUGGACUUUGGUCACUGUCCCGAGAUCACGGUCUACACCAGCUGCUGUCCAUUUCCUUCAGCUGAAAUGCUGCCCUCGCUAUGGGCUGAGAACAGGAAGUCUCUUCUUAGCAUGCUGGUUGAGGUGCAUAAAGGGAUUCGUGGAGUAGUCAAGGGUAAGAAUGGUAAGCCCAUCGUGGGUGCUGUAAUUGUAUUGAACGGUGGUGUUCGAGUCUACACUAGUGAAGGAGGGUAUUUCCAUGCUCUUCUGGCUCCUGGUUUACACAACAUUGAAGCGAUGGCUGAUGGAUACCAACAACAAUCCCAGAAGGUGUCUGUGUCGCAGUUUGAAGCAGCAAGUUCUAUUAUCAUUGAGUUUGACAUGGAGAACGAUAUAUUUGGCCUUCCUAGAGAAUUAGUAGUGGCGAGUGCAGCUGCUGCGAUGACAGCACUAGUCGUGACCGCCUGCAUCAUCUGGUGCGUCUGCUCAGUCAAAUCCAACAGACAAAAAGACGGCUUCCAUCGACUACGGCAGCAUCGAGACGACUACGACGACGAGAUCCGCCUCAUGUCUAUGGGCUCCAAAAAGUCUCUCCUCAGCCACGAGUUUCAAGAUGAGAGCGAAAGUGACGAGGAUACACUGUACACCAACAAACUCUGAGUCUGUCCACUGCAGGGCCAGCAGAGGGCGCUCACUGUCCAAAACCGUCGAAAAAAACACCACAGGAUGCACUUUAAUGGCCUGGUGAAUUCGGGCAAGCUUUUUUUUGCACCGUAGUGUAUGCAAAUAACCACUGCUCUCUCAACCAGCCUGCUUCGUUAUCUGGGUCUCUGUAAUUCUGGUCCUCUACCCUUUAAAAAGGAAAGCGAAGAGCUAGAGUCCAUCUUAACAGGAUUAUGAAACACUGUGCCUUGUUUGAUUAGAGGAUGCAUGGCCGCUGCUGUGGUGAGGAUGACGAUUUUCUAGUGUAAAUGAAAUUUUCCGCCCAUUUUCUUUUCUUCUUCUUCUGUGGACCCGGAUUGGUCGGGAAUCCAUCCAGAUGAGAGUCUGGUCAGAUCAUCGGUAUCAUUAUGAGUUUGUUAGGAGCAACAGACAGCUGUCUUUGCGGUUCUCUUUAUGUGUAGCCAACAGAAUGCCAGAUAUUUCACUUUAUGUGAACUAAUUAAGGCAUUUCAUAAGUGAUAUUAAAGAGAUAGUUCAUCCAAAGAAAAAUGCUGUUAAUUUAAUGGCCUUUAGACAAGAUAUGGUGUAGGUUACCUUUUUUUGCUGAAACUGUGGCUCUUGGUGAUUUACAAAAAGUCAGUCAAUGCUAUUGGCUAUAGUCAAUACUAUUUUAAGUUAGAAAAACAUAAACAAGCUAAAAAGCAGGCUUCUAGCCAUACGUUUGAGGUCUUAUGAAGCAAAACGAUAGAUCUGUAACUGAGUAUUAUUUAUUUUUAUUUAUAAACAUAUGUUACAGGAAGCAUGUGUUGCAUAUCUAAACGUAUGUGACGGCAAACUCACGCUGCUCCAGACUGCCCUGAACACACUCCCAGCUGUUUUCUGUAGCUGUGGAUUAAAGGUAAUACUAAUCCUGUGGCUUGACAAAACUGAAAACAUCAUAAAUAUUCACAGGGAUUCAUUUUGCUUUGCCUUUUUUGACUCUGAAAAUGCCAACAGCCACUUUUUAUGAAUCACCAAGGACCACGAAAAAUAGUUUUUAAUGUAGAGGAAAGCUACC